CUCCAAAUCCCUCCUGCUUUGCUAAAGCUGAAAGCUCAGAGCAAAGUAAACCACCAUGAGGCUGCCUGUGUGUCUCCUGUUGGUCACUCUGGCCCUGUGCUGCUAUGAAGCCAAUGCGGUGCCCUGUCUAUCCCUGGUGAAUGAACUGGGGACCUUCUUGAUUGGUUCUGACACUGCGAUGAAGAUACAACUUGCCAAAUAUAAUGCACCAGAGGAGGAAGUGGCAGCAAAGUUGCAAGUGAAGAAAUGCACAGACGAGAUGCCCUCAGAGGACAAAAAGCAAAUUCUAAAAAUAAUGGCUCAAAUACUCAUCCAGUGUGGUGCCAAUGAUUUAAAUAGUAUUAUUUCCUAAAUUAUCGGAAUCUGACACCAGUCACCUACUCCCCUUGAAAAUGUGAAGGUUUCAACAUUUGGCUUCAAUAAAUGUCCUGCCCUGCACUUGUC
Cynocephalus volans (Philippine flying lemur) is the source of this 444-nucleotide messenger RNA. Its product is annotated as secretoglobin family 1D member 2-like. The transcript has 3 exons. The record is from RefSeq and is a predicted model, not a curated record. Bases 56 to 352 code for a protein of 98 amino acids. Gene Ontology annotation, biological process: signal transduction. NCBI's taxonomy places the organism in Eukaryota, Metazoa, Chordata, Mammalia, Dermoptera, Cynocephalidae.